Molecule: messenger RNA, 1237 nt
Organism: Paramecium sonneborni
Lineage: Eukaryota; Ciliophora; Oligohymenophorea; Peniculida; Parameciidae
Source: the annotation of a GenBank genome assembly
UAGGAGGUCCAUAAGUUAUAAAAAGUUAAGUUGUUGUAUUGAUAAUAUGUUUAGAAUGAGAGUAAAUAGUCACAUAAUUAACUAAGAAUAUUAAAAAAGGAAUUUCGGUAAUAUAAAAUAAUUUUGAUAAACUCUUGCAAUGGGCAUUUGUAAGAGUAUACACGUAUCUACUGAAGACCUCACCACAAUGGAUUCUAGUGAACAUAAAUAAACAGAAACAGUUAUAAAGGAGGAUACCACUCCUUAUUAUGAUGAGAAUAAAAUCAUCAUUAUAUAAGCACUUUAUAGAGGUCAUAAAGUACGUAAAUAGUUUAUGAAAUCUUUACAAAUUCCAGAAACUUAAGUACUAACUUAGAUAGAACCCUCAAAAUUUUGUUUUGAUUCUAUUUAAUUCAAUGAUUAUGAUUAAGGUUCAAUAAUGAUGAAGAAUGGAGCAAUAUAUAAAGGAGAAUGGAAGGAUGGGAAGGCAAAUGGAAAAGGUAAAUAUUAAUUCCAAGAUAGGUAGUAUCAUAAUAUUUAUUAUUCUUAGCUAUGUUGAAGGAACAGUAAUAUGUUAAUAUUAUUUCUUAGUGGACUUCCAAUGAACUUUAAGGAGAGGCUGUUUAUGUGAAUGGUACUGAGAUGUAUAAAGGAUAAUGGUUAAACAGUAAGUUUCAUGGAAUAGGCGAGUAUGUUUAUUCUGAUGGUCGCAUUUAUUAAGGUAUCAUAUAAAAUAGUAUAUUAGGUGAAUGGAGAAAAGGAUACUAACAUGGAAUGGGUAAAGAAAUAUAUAAAGAUAAAUCUAUCUAUGAAGGGAAGUUUAAGGAAGGUAUGAAGAAUGGACUUGGAAUCAUCAAAUUAUCUGAUGGCUGUAUUUAUGAAGGAUAAUUCGAAAAUGACUAAUUUCAUGGAUAUGGAAUAUUUGUAGAUCUCCUUCAUAAAUGUAGAUUUGGCCAGAAAGGAAUAAAUUAUUUGAAGGUUAUUGGUAAAAUGGAUCUAAACAUGGGGAUGGUACUAUGAAGUGGGGUGAUGGUAUGCGAUCACUUUUUAUUUAAUUUAUUUUUAAGGUCGAGUUUAUAUGGGUCAAUAUUAGGAAGGAUUUAAACAUGGGUAUGGAGAGAUGCAAUACAAUGAUGGUCGUUGUUAUAAAGGAUAAUGGUAAAGUGGAUUAUAAGAUGGCAUUGGAAUAUUUAUAAAUAAGAGAGGAAAAUCAAGAAAAGGAUUUUGGGUUCGAGGAAAACUUAAGAAAUGGUAUUGA